Messenger RNA from Folsomia candida, 1484 nucleotides. RefSeq names its product aldose reductase-related protein 2. NCBI's taxonomy places the organism in Eukaryota, Metazoa, Arthropoda, Collembola, Entomobryomorpha, Isotomidae. Bases 86 to 1105 code for a protein of 339 amino acids. Gene Ontology annotation, molecular function: oxidoreductase activity. The record is from RefSeq and is a predicted model, not a curated record. The transcript has 6 exons.
GUAUUUCGGUGAAUACCACUUCACUUAAUACUCUCAAACUCUGUCUAACUUUCGUUUCCUGUUGGUUUUUUUGCUACUUCCCAUCAUGACAGCAGUCAAAGAUUACGUAUUGUUGGGGGGUGGGUGCAGAAUGCCAAUCAUUGGGCUGGGAACAUGGGAUUUGGUCGGCGAAGAACUUGAGGCGGUGUUGAACACAGCCUUGACCAUCGGCUACAGGCACAUUGACACUGCCUUCAUGCAUUGCAACGAACAAUCCAUUGGUCGAGUGAUUCGCGAUUGGCUGGAGAGUAAACGAGUCAAGCGGAAGGAAUUAUUUAUUACGAGCAAACUGCCACCAACGGGAAUGCACCCAGAGAAAGUUAAGCAUUUUUGUCAACUUUCUCUCCAAAACUUGGGACUCUCGUAUCUUGAUAUGUAUCUCAUUCAGCUUCCCGUCGGAAUAAAAUAUAGCAAUGAUGACGAACUAUUCACCACAAGCCCCGAUGGAACGAUCGCCACUGAUUGUGGAACGGAUAUUGCAAGAGUAUGGAAGGAAAUGGAAAAGUUAGUGGAAGAAGGUUUAAUAAAAAAUAUCGGGAUUUCAAACUUCAACGAAGAACAAUUGGAACACUUGUUGCACGUAGCGGUGAUAAAGCCAGCCAAUUUGCAAAUUGAAGUACAUGCUUAUUUUCAACAAAGAGAUAUCCGCAGGUUUUGCAAAGAAAAUGGCAUCACGACUACUGCAUUUUGUCCGUUGGGUUCACCAAAUCGAGACAAAAUAUUGUUUAGCAAAGGAAACUGUAAAGUUGGAAACCUUCUAACUGAUCCUAUGGUUGUCUGCUUGGCAGAAAAAUGUGAAAAAAGUUCAGCACAAAUUCUUUUGCGACAUGCAAUUCAAAAAGGUAUCACGGUCAUUCCAAAAGCAUCUUCAAAAGAACGGCUUCAAGAAAAUUUGGACAUUUUCAACUUUUAUCUGAUCCCAAGCGAAAUGAAGCAACUCGAUAGUUUGGACAAAGGGCAGUUUGAAAGGACGUUUGACUAUUCCUUUUUAGGAGAAAGUUUUCGCACACAUCAUGAAUUCCCAUUUUCGCCCAAAAUUGAUGAAUCAUUGAAUCCCCAUCAUUAGUUUUUACUCAUCACAUUGACACACAAUUGAGAAAUAGUUUUCCCAGAGGUUGUACACCUAAAAAAUUAUUAAAAUCAUAACAUAUCGACAAAGCAAAAGACACUUUACAACUUACUUGGCUAGGAUGGAAAGUAGAGGAAAAUCCGAUGUUGGUGGGUUGAGAAAACCUCUCUUGAUUAUUAAGUCUUACUGGGCAUCCGAGAUCACCAUUCGACCACUUACAAAAUUUUUGUAAAUAAAUUGACCCAUCAUUUAAAAAAAUGGAAAAUUAUUUAUUAACAUAAAUUUAAAAUAAAUAUGUCACGAAAUAAAUAUGUUAGUAUAUAUACGCAUGCAUUAUAUAUGAUUAUCCUCAUUUGCAAAAUGAAUAAUUAUAAUU